Molecule: messenger RNA, 3728 nt
Organism: Nymphaea colorata (pocket water lily)
Lineage: Eukaryota; Viridiplantae; Streptophyta; Magnoliopsida; Nymphaeales; Nymphaeaceae
Product: putative pentatricopeptide repeat-containing protein At3g23330
Exons: 1
Coding region: 876-3194 (772 amino acids)
Biological process (GO): RNA modification
Molecular function (GO): RNA binding; zinc ion binding; protein binding
Source: RefSeq, a predicted model, not a curated record
GUACGAGAAUUGGGAUGACAAUGUGAGAUUCUCAUUCUAUUAAUUGGGCAGCAAUUCUAUACCUUAAAACAAUUCAAGUACUAUCCAUAUAAUAGACUUUUUUUUUAGGAGUUAGAUCAAUUGCAACUCCUUAUUGAGACAUGGCAGGUGAGCUGUAUCCAUCUUUGACAUAGGCUGCCGUGCCCUUGUGCCACCAAUAGUAACAGUGGUUGACGUUACAGAUGAUGCUAUAUAAUUGUUAAAUGUGUUCUGAUAGCGCUUGUUUUUCUUACAGUUUCAUGCCUUUGAUGACGAACAUCAGCUACUCAUGCCCAACGUGUUGCGCAACCCCAACCACCACUUGUUUCCGAGUGGAGAGACCAUCGGCCUAUUUAUCCCUUAAGACUUACCGCCUAAUUGAAGGCAACCUUACACCACACCCAAAUGAAACUGGCAACUAACACGGGCUUCUACGAACCUCACGGUACAGUGUACUGGGGAGAUGUUUCUUUCGCCCUCCCUUUUUAUUUUUUAAAUUAGAAAAUAAUAUAAAAUAUUUUAAAUUGGAUUGUACAAUGAAAAAAACCAUGCCAACCAUGUAGUGUAUCGCCGAGAGUUAAAAAAUUAACAUGAAUGAAAAGCUUGAGCGAGUUUACCUUAAAUUUUUAAAAUUUCAUUCCAUUUGCUCGGUACAAGUGGUCACACUAUCAAAGCUACCAAACGCGUAUUUCUUUUGUAGUUUGAAGUCAGAGCGGUGGGUCGAACUCCCGACCAUUCUUCGUCGUGUAGAGUCUGAAGGUCGAAUCACUAGCCGGUGGACUGAGUUCUGCUGACCAUUUUGAAGCGUUUGCUUCUCCGGCAGCAGUUGGCCCCUCCAUGGUCUCCGGCAGUUUCCCAUGCCAUGCUUUCAGCAGGACGCCGAUGCAUUAGUGGCCACCCUGCAGUCGCUCAGAUGCAAGUCCCACGCGAAGCAGCUCCACGCUCACGUCCUCAAGAGCACCUCCUUCCUCAAGUCGCCCUUCGUCAUCAGCGCCUUCAUCUACGCCUACUCCAACCUUGGCCUCUUCCAUCACGCCCUCUCCCUCUUCAAUGGCGUCCCCUCGCCCACCAAACUCUCUUGGAAGGCCAUCAUCAGAGGCUACACCCACCACGGUCUCUUCGACCGGGCCCUGCUCUUCUUCAGAAAGAUGCGGGCUUCUGGGGCGCGCCCGGAUCAUAACAUCCUCCCCUCCGUCCUCAAGUCGUGUGCCGCAUUAACGGAUUUAAGGCUAGGGGCAGGGAUUCAUGGGUUUGUUAUAAGAGUGGGUUUGGAUUCAGAGCUAUAUACAGGCAAUGCUCUCAUGGCUAUGUACGCCAAGUGCUGCAAUUUGGCCGUGGUGAGCAGUCGCCAAGCGUUUGAGGAAAUAACCGAGAGAACAGGCUUGGGUGGGGAAAGAUCGGUAGUGGUUACCCAGGAAGAAAGCGGUGGCAAUCGAGUUGGUGCGGUGGUUGUUUUGAACGAUCGGGAUGGUCCUGGUAAUGCACUUGACAGGUUUGGUCUUGUUGCCCCUCGCAGUUCAGAUGGUGAAUCUUUUGGUGAAACGGAUUAUUGUGGUCAUCUGAGCGGAAGAAGAAAUUCUCCGGAGAAGUUGCUGGUCAUGGAAGGUGUGAUCAAACUGUUCAAUAGUAUGCCUGAGAGAGACUUAGUGUCAUGGAAUACUGUGAUCACGGGUUAUGUGCAGAGUGGGAUGUUUGCUGAAGCUCUUGGAAUGAUGAGAAAAAUGGGAGCAGCUGAGCUUAAGCCUGACUCCUUUACCUUGUGCAGCAUUCUUCCCAUCUUUACUGAUGUUGUCAAUGUUGGUCGGGGGAAGGAGAUUCAUGGAUAUGCCGUUAGGUACGGGUUUGAUAAGGAUGUGUUCAUAGGAAGCAGCUUGAUUGAUAUGUACGCGAAAUGUACCAGAGUUGAUGAUGCCCACAGGGUUUUUAACCUGUUGGACUCCCACAGAGAUGCCAUCUCCUGGAACUCGAUUAUUGCUGGCUGUGUUCAGAACGGCUGUUUUAACGACGCAGUCAGGUUGUUUCGAGAGAUGCAGAGCAUCGGAAUCAAGCCAAAAGCUGCCACUUUCUCCAGCAUCAUCCCCGCUUUCGCUCAUUCAACAACCCUUCAUUUGGGGAAGCAGCUCCAUGGAUACAUAGUCCGGAACUCACUCGAUGAUAAUAUCUACAUAGCGAGUUCUUUGGUUGAUAUGUAUGCAAAAUGCGGAAACAUAAGGAUUGCUCGUUUGGUUUUCGAUAGAACAGAAUCACCAGACAUGGUAUCUUGGACUGCCAUGAUCAUGGGCUAUGCUCUCCAUGGGCAUGCCAAAAAUGCACUAACUUUAUUCCAGGAGAUGGAAAAGGCGAAUGUCAAACCCAAUUACGUUGCAUUUGUUGCUGCACUUACUGCUUGCAGCCAUGCUGGUCUAUUAGAUGAAGCUAGGAAGAUCUUCAGGAGCAUGAGCAGAGAGUAUGGCAUCGCGCCUGGUUUGGAGCAUUAUGCAGCCGUUGCAGACCUUCUUGGUCGUGCUGGGAGAUUGGAGGAAGCUUAUGAAUUCAUCUCAAGCAUGCAAGUGAAGCAAACUGCCAGCAUAUGGGCUACACUGUUGAGUGCUUGCAGGGUUCAUCGAGAUGUCGAACUGGCAGAAAAGGUCUCAGAAAAAAUCUUCAGAAUUGAACCAGAGAACAUGGGAGCGUAUGUGCUAAUGUCGAAUAUCUAUUCAGCCGCCGGUCGAUGGAACGAUGCUGCAAAGUUGAGGAUCACGAUGAGGGGGAAGGGGAUCAAGAAGAUACCAGCUUGCAGCUGGGUGGAGGUGAAGAAUGAAGUGCAUGCUUUUGUGGCAGAUGACAAAUCCCAUCCAUACUACGAAGCGAUCCAGGACACACUUGCAAUUCUCUCUGAACUGAUGGAGCGUGAGGGGUAUGUUCCUAACACGGAAGAUGUGCUGCAUGAUGUGGAGGAAGAGCAGAAGAGACACAUGCUCUGUGGGCACAGCGAACGGCUUGCCAUAGCUUUCGGAAUCAUCAGCACACCACCUGGGACAUCGAUUCGGGUGACAAAGAAUCUGCGAGUGUGUUCUGAUUGCCACACUGCCACCAAGUUCAUAUCUAAAAUUGUUGGAAGGGAGAUUGUCGUGAGAGAUGUUAGCAGGUUCCACCAUUUCAAGGAUGGGUCAUGUUCCUGUGGUGACUAUUGGUGAGCGCUUGCAUCAAAUUAUCCUGCAGCUGCAGCUCCCUCUGUGUUUUUUUUUUUUUAUCUUCUCUCUGUCCUUGGUUUGGCCAAAGGAAAGCCCCUCAUGAGCCAUUUCAUAUGCCUGGCUAGUAAAAUCAUUUAGAUGUUUUCCAGUUCUACUAGCAGCUGCACGUAACUUUAGGAUGAUGAAGCAUCAUGGCUUUCAAAUUGUAAUGCCUUGAAGCCCUUCAUAGGCUAUUUUAUUAAUCGUCCGGAGGUGCUGUUUUUCAUGUUUGAAUCAUCUGGAGGCAAUUGUUAUACAUGAAUCCCAAAGCAUAAUCUGCUCAGCGGCGAAAGAUAAAAUAUUUAUUAGUUUCAAAGAUGUUUGACAUGGUCCAGGACAGCCUUUUCUCCCUUCAUUUUUAAGGGACAAAUUUUGGUGAGGUUGGUUGCCGUUACAGUUUGUUGUGAUUUUUUUAAUUAGCAAGCUGGUAUUUGGAAAAGUGUACUUAACAAAUUCUAUUGAAAGUGAACAGUGAACACCCUAGAUAUCUCAAGCUUU